Molecule: messenger RNA, 890 nt
Organism: Saccostrea cuccullata (small rock oyster)
Lineage: Eukaryota; Metazoa; Mollusca; Bivalvia; Ostreida; Ostreidae
Product: beta,beta-carotene 15,15'-dioxygenase-like
Exons: 5
Biological process (GO): retinal metabolic process; carotene catabolic process
Molecular function (GO): beta-carotene 15,15'-dioxygenase activity; carotenoid dioxygenase activity
Source: RefSeq, a predicted model, not a curated record
GUACGGUGCCUUCCUGGAUAAGAGGCACUUUACUCAGAAAUGGGCCAGGACUGUACGAGUUCGGGAAAUACAAGAUGAACCACAUGUUCGAUGGAAUGGCGGCCGUACAGAGAUGGACAUUUCAUGAUGGAAAAAUCACGUAUCAACGGAAGUUCGUCAACAGUCAGGCAUUUCAAAAAAACAAAAGUGCAAACCGUAUAGUCUUUUCGGAAUUUGGUACUCACCAAAUUCCAGAUCCUUGCCUAAAUAUAUUUCAGAGAUUCUUUUCGUCCUUUACACAUGAGGAGACUGAUAACACCUGUGUCACAGUCUGGCCUCAAGGGGACAGGGUUUUUGUUUCUACGGAAACUAUCAAAUUUCACGAAAUUGACCCGGAAACAUUGGAAACUCUGCAAACAGUAAAUUUUACCGAGUUUUUGACCAUAAACAAAGCCACGGCACACACCCACUGGGAUGAAGAUGGUACUGUUCAUCAUUUUGGUUUCUGGUACAAAGGAAAGGACCCAAAGUAUACCUUAUUCAAAAUUCCACCAAAAUCAGACGUAAAGGAGGCGUAUUCUAAUGUGGAUAUCGUUGGGUCUGUACCCAGCAGGUGGAUGUUCCACCCCGGCUACGUCCAUAGUUUUGGCAUGACGGAAGAUUUCUACGUCUUUGUGGAGCAGCCUCUUGUUUUCGAUAUUCUGAAGUUUGCGACCAUGAACAUUACCAAAAGAAGAAUUGAAGAAAAUCUGACAUGGUUCCCAAAAGAAAAAACGUUAUUUCACAUGUUGAACAGAAAGACCGGAGAACGUCACAAGCCCUCAGUGACAUACUGCGGGGACCCCAUGUUUACUUUCCACAUCAUCAACUCCUACCAAGAAGGAGGUCUGAAAGCAGGGCAUUUUUAUUAA